CUUCCUUCCUCUCAACUCCCAUCGUUUCCCAUACAACCUACCACACGAUACAGAGGCUUCAUUCAAAGACAACUUCCUUCCCCUUUUCCGCCGGACAAAAUAUUCUCGAAAGCAAAGGCUUAGUGUGACGAAGGCGGACAGCCGAGAGAAACCCAAUUUCCAGGGGAGGGAGAGGCCAGACCGCUGAACAAAGGAAGCGAGUACAUCAACACUCCCGCUAUCCUAUCCUAUCCUAUCCUAACACUGCGUUCCCCCGGUCUAACAACACACCCAAUACUCUACCGGUGUUACAACAACCGUUCGCACUGAUAUCCAUCGAUACGAGAGCACCCGUUAUUUGACUGGACAUCCUUCUUAUUUUGUCCUAUCCUGCCUCAGAUUCUCCAGCGCCAGGCUCGCUUCCGGAACUAUUUGUUCCAUUUUUAUACCCACCUCCCUCCCCUCUAACGAAAGGAGCUUGAGAUAUUUCUCCUCUUUAUUCUCUCUUUCUUCUCAGUAUACCCUCUCGUUAUAAAAUUUCGUGAACCGGCAUUUGCGAAGAAUAGCGGGAAGGACGAUGUCUAGGCAUAAUUCUUCUUCAAGGAAAAUUUCCUUCAAUGUCAGCGACCAGUAUGAGAUCCAGGAUGUUGUCGGCGAAGGGGCUUACGGAGUUGUGUGUUCGGCUCUUCACAAACCCUCGGGCCAAAAGGUUGCAAUUAAGAAGAUUACUCCGUUCGAUCACAGUAUGUUCUGCUUGAGGACGCUUCGCGAGAUGAAGUUGUUGAGAUACUUCAAUCAUGAAAAUAUUAUCAGUAUUCUGGAUAUUCAGAAGCCAAGGAACUAUGAGACCUUUACCGAAGUCUAUCUCAUACAGGAGCUUAUGGAAACUGAUAUGCAUCGUGUGAUUCGCACGCAAGAUCUUUCGGAUGAUCAUUGCCAGUACUUUAUUUACCAGACCCUACGUGCUCUGAAAGCCAUGCAUUCGGCCAAUGUUUUGCACAGGGAUCUCAAACCUUCGAAUUUGUUGCUUAACGCAAACUGCGAUUUGAAGGUUUGUGAUUUUGGGCUUGCUCGAUCUGCCGCCAGCACUGAAGACAACUCUGGUUUUAUGACUGAAUACGUUGCUACAAGAUGGUACAGAGCUCCAGAGAUAAUGUUGACCUUCAAGGAAUACACCAAGGCUAUUGAUGUUUGGAGUGUGGGUUGUAUUUUAGCGGAAAUGCUGAGUGGAAAACCUCUCUUCCCAGGAAAAGAUUAUCAUCAUCAACUCACUUUGAUUUUGGAUGUUCUUGGAACGCCUACCAUGGAGGAUUACUACGGAAUCAAAUCUCGUCGUGCGCGUGAAUACAUUCGCUCACUUCCAUUCAAGAAAAGAAUUCCGUUCUCUGCCAUGUUCCCGAAGACAUCCGCAUCGGCGCUGGAUCUUUUAGAGAAGCUAUUGGCAUUUAACCCUGCGAAAAGAAUUACUGUCGAAGAUGCUUUAAAGCACCCUUACCUUGAGCCUUACCAUGACCCUGAGGAUGAACCCACCGCACCGCCAAUUCCCGAUGAGUUCUUUGACUUUGAUAGAAGAAAGGAUGAACUGAGCAAAGAGCAACUAAAGAUGCUUAUCUUUGAGGAGAUUAUGCGGUGAAAGCAAUGGGUUUAAUGCCCCAGAUGUUUGAGUGAGGGGAGCCCCGGGCUUUGGGUUUUCUUUUGGGAUUGAUGUUUACACCUUAUGUUUUUCUUGACUGAUUAUACCAAUGGAUUCGUGGUCCUCGUUUCGUAUCUCGGAAAUUCCUCUUACUAUCCCACCAAUGUUUAUCUCCUCCAUUUCCUUAGUUUUCUUGCCUUUUAGGUUUGUGAGGGGGGUUUAUUACUUGUGGGAAUGAGCGGAUGGGAAAAUAAAAGUCAAAUUCAUGCGAG
Molecule: messenger RNA, 1884 nt
Organism: Tuber melanosporum (Perigord truffle)
Lineage: Eukaryota; Fungi; Ascomycota; Pezizomycetes; Pezizales; Tuberaceae
Exons: 8
Coding region: 557-1612 (351 amino acids)
Biological process (GO): intracellular signal transduction; protein phosphorylation
Cellular component (GO): cytoplasm; nucleus
Molecular function (GO): ATP binding; MAP kinase activity
Source: RefSeq, a predicted model, not a curated record